This is a messenger RNA of Lynx canadensis (Canada lynx), 709 nucleotides long. Its product is annotated as prorelaxin. The coding region runs from base 62 to 607 and encodes 181 amino acids. The transcript has 2 exons. The record is from RefSeq and is a predicted model, not a curated record. NCBI's taxonomy places the organism in Eukaryota, Metazoa, Chordata, Mammalia, Carnivora, Felidae. Gene Ontology annotation, molecular function: hormone activity. Gene Ontology annotation, cellular component: extracellular region.
GUCAGAGGCUGCAGGCUCUAGCGGAAAGCAAACGCCCAGGGCAGCAGCUUUCUGGUCCAAGAUGCUGCGCCUGUUCUUAUCCCACCUGCUGGGAGUCUGGCUGCUACUGAGCCUACGUGUCAGAGAGAUCCCAGCCCAGCAGCAGGAAGUGUUAAAGGCAUGCGGCCGCGAGUAUGUCCGACUACAAAUCCGGAUCUGCGGCUCAUUGUCCUGGGGAAAGAACAGUCAGCAACACCGGGAACCUCGGCAGGCACCCGCCGCACUCCCAGAAAUCGUGUCCUCCUCCAUCACCAGUGGUGUAGAAGCCUUGAAUGGGAUGUUGGAAUACAUUCCUGAUUUGCCACAAGAGCUGAAGGCAACACUGUCUGAGAGGGAGCCAUCAUUCAGAGAACUACAACCUUCAUUGAAGGAUUCUAAUCUUAACUUGGAAGAAGUGGAGAAAAGUAUUCUUGGUAGACAAAAUGAAGCUGAAGACCAAAGUCUUUCACAAUCAGGAAGAUCAAGGUUAGAUGCACAUUCUCGAAUAAAGAGAUCAGACUAUAUAAGAUACAGUGACAGGUGUUGUAACGUAGGUUGUACCAGGAAAGAGCUUGCUAAUUUAUGCUGAGAUGAAAGUAUUGUGUAUUUCAUCCAGUGUUCACAUGUAUUCCUGACACAUUCACUGAUGGUUCUGUCACCCCACUGAUUAUUAAAAUAUGAGAAAUCAUUA